GUUUCAUGGUCGAAUGUUGAGUGACAGUGGGGAGAAAUUCGAAAUUUAAACACGAAGACACCGGGUCCAUGAUGACCAUGGCAAGGGUUUUCAAGAAGUCCAGCAGGAAUGGACAGCUUGUACUCUUCUUGGGCAAGAGGGACUUUGUAGAUCACAUAGAGCGUGUUGAUCCCAUUGAGGGUGUGUUGGUCAUCGACCAAUCAGAACUUCAGGGAAGGAAAGUCUGGAUACAGUUGAUGACCGCUUUCCGCUACGGCAACGAAGACCUUGAUGUGAUUGGCUUGACCUUCAGGAAGGACAUCUGGGUGCACCACAUAGAGCUCUUCCCCCCGGCUGGCCACGACCCCGAGCUGUCACCCAUGCAUGAGGCCCUGAUGAAGAAGGCUGGAGAGCAGGGCUGCCCAUUCACCAUCGAUAUCCCAACGAACCUGCCAUGUUCUGUCUCACUCCACCCAGGAGAGGAGGAAAAGACCAAGGCCUGUGGUGUGGAUUUUGAGAUUAAAGCGUACAUGGCUAUGGAGGCCGACAACCCAGAUGAAGUUAUUGACAAAAAGGACUGCUGCCGGCUGAUGAUCCGAAAGAUCCAGUAUGCCCCCGACCAGACUAGCCCUGGGCCCAAACAGUCCUUCAUGAAGUGCUUCAUCACGUCCGACAAGCCUGUCCAUCUAGAAAUAUCCCUGGACAAAGAGGUCCACUAUCACGGCGAAGCAAUCCCCAUCAAAGUUAAAGUCAGGAAUGAAACGUCCAAAGUCAUAAACAAGGUCAAAAUUGCAGUUGACCAAACUACAGAUGUGGUGCUGUAUUCUGCAGAUAAAUACACAAAAAACGUCCUGAACCAAGAAUUUCCGGAAACAGUGGAAGCUGGUGCCACGUUUGAGAAGUCCCUGUGCGUCACCCCUCUGCUGGCCACCCACAUGGACAAGAAGGGCCUGGCUCUGGACGGCAAGCUGAAGGACGAGGACACCAACCUGGCCUCCUCAACACUUAUUAGGCCAGGCAUGGAGAGGGACCUCGUGGGGAUCCUGGUGUCUUAUAAGAUCAAGGUCACGCUGAUUUCUGGAGGAGGGGGCUUUCUUGGAGGACUGACAGCCAGUGAAAUCACAGGAGAACUGCCCUUGGUACUAAUGCACCCCCAACCAUAAGAUAUGCUGGUUCAAAAUACAUUACGCUGGUUGAACUUAAUUUCUCCGGCCCUGCCGUGGCCAACCGGUAGGGCACUUGUCUACCAUGCGGCCGACCGGAGUUCGAUUCCCAGCUCGGGUCAUUUGGCGACCCUUCCCCGUCUCUCUUCCCAUUCGCUUC
Molecule: messenger RNA, 1302 nt
Organism: Engraulis encrasicolus (European anchovy)
Lineage: Eukaryota; Metazoa; Chordata; Actinopteri; Clupeiformes; Engraulidae
Product: arrestin-C-like
Exons: 16
Coding region: 69-1142 (357 amino acids)
Biological process (GO): G protein-coupled receptor internalization; visual perception; signal transduction
Molecular function (GO): G protein-coupled receptor binding
Source: RefSeq, a predicted model, not a curated record